GCCGACUUGUACCGAAGUGUGCCGCCAACCGGCAACAGCUCGCCUCGGUUGAACGGGCUUCUCCCUACGCAGUCUUCCACCCGCUCUUUGUCCGCGACCGGCUGACUGACGACGCGUUUCCCUUUAAGAUGAUGUCGGGCACAAUUAUGCCUCAUUUAAUUAUUUCGCGUAAUGUCGCCAGGCGAGACACCGGGACUGAACCGGCACCUUAAAGGGGAGUCCGGCACCCCCUAGUCUCCAAGUGGCGAACAGGAGCCCAGUGUCCUCGCUCGUGUCAACCGCAGCUCCGGUGUUUAUCAGAGGCGACAGCGCGUCUCCGGGACAGACAUGUCUUUUCAUUCAGCGGAGGAGACGCGGUGAAGCUGCUCCGUCUCCCCCUCUCUCCGCUCCGCAAUGUGUUGGAUAUUUGGAAAAGACAGCGGCCAGUAGCAUUUCUUGCCGGCCAUUUGACAGACGGCGUUUAAAAAAAAAAAGAAAGGAGCUCUCCCACGUCUCUCCCCCGCUGCCUGGGGAGCCACUUCCACCUUUAACCUUCUCUAAUGAUGAUAUCCCCGGACUCUCCCCCUCUGGUCUCCCCUUCCCCAUGUCCUCCUCCCCCUCCGUCCCUCCCUUCCUCUCCAGUCCCCUCCUCCCCGGCCCAUUCGUCCUCCUCCCUCCCCGCCCCGCCCUCGCUGCCUCCCACGGGGGAGGUGAUGGUGCUGGCUCUGGGCAGGAAGAAGCAGAGGGUCCUGAUUGCUCUCUCCAUCCUGCCCAACCUCUUCCUGGCCUUUCUGCUUUCCUCCGACCCCCUCAUCACCCUCUCUUCGCCCCACCACUGCCACCUGCCGGGGCCCCUACCGUCACCUGAAGUGCUGAACGCCUCGCUGCCAUGGGAGAAGGGGGUGAGGCCCGGGGACAGUGGGGGCCUGUCCCAGUGUAAGCAGUAUGUCAACGGCAGCCAGUCAGCUGUGGUGGACUGCGAAGCCGGCUGGGACCACAACGUCACGGAAGGGCUGAGGAACAACAUCGUUACUCAGUGGGAUUUGGUGUGUGGUCAGUACUGGCUGGUCCCCGUGGAGGAGGUGUGUUUCAUCCUGGGCGUCCUGACUGGCUGUCUCGGCCUGGGCUUUGCUGCUGACAGACUGGGCAGGUCCAAGACUCUGCUGGCUUCUCUGACCUUGUCGGUGGUGUUUGGGGUGUUGGUGUGUGUCUCUCCGUAUCCCUCCAUCUUCAUCGUCAUGCGUUUCUGUCUGGCGGCGGCUAGUGCGGGAGUCUACCUCACUCUGUACAUCACUCGUCUGGAGCUGUGUGAACCCUCUCUGAGGCUGCUGGUGACCAUGCUGGCCGGGCUGAUGACUGUCGCUGGAGAACUACUGCUGCUGGCUGUUGCCCUGGGCUGCCAGUCCUGGAGGGGCCUGCUGGGAGCCGGCGCCGCCCCACUAACACUUUUCCUCAGUUAUGGCAUUCCCGGGUUGUUUCCAGAGUCUCCACGCUGGCUACUUCUGUCAGAGAGAUCAGCAGACAUGAACUCCUUCACUGAGAGAAGAAACUCCAACAGAGAUGUGAGGGACGACGAGAGCUUCACAGAGCUGGAUUCAGAGCCGGCCCCCUCUUCACGCCCCCACCUGUCCUUCCCUGAGCUUUUCCACAGCAGGAACAUCUGGAAGAACAUGUGUGUGCUCGGCUUCACCUCAUUCAUCGCUCACGGCAUUAGUCACUGUUACAGCUCUUUCCGAGGUGAUGUCAGAGGCACAGCCCCAAGCUUCUAUUGGACGUACCUGCUGUCUGUGUGUGCAGGGGGCGGUGCCUGGCUGUUGCUCUGGGCGACUGUAAACAGGUGCGGUCGCCGUGGCAUCCUGCUCCUCUCCAUGACGAUGACGGGGCUGGCCUCUUUGAUCCUCCUGGGACUCAUGGAGUAUCUCAGUGAGACGGCCAUCACAGUUUUCUCGGUGCUGGGUCUUUUCUCCUCCCAGGCCACCGCCUCCCUCUGCAUCCUCUUCACUGCAGAGAUCAUGCCCACCAUCAUCAGGGGCACUGCUGUGGGCACAGUGCUGGCCCUGGGCUGCGUGGGCCGCCUCAGCUCCCCGCUCAUGGACCUGAGGAACCACUACGGCUACUUCCUGCACCACGUGGUCUACUCCUCCCUGGCCCUGUUGGCCGUGCUGUCCAUCCUCCUGCUGCCCGAGAGCAAGAGGAAGCCGCUGCCCCAGACGCUGGUCGACGGGGAGCAGUACAGACGCCCCCCGCUGGGCAGGAGGAGGAGGGACAAUGUGCCGCUGCUGGCCACACCCAACCCAGAGACCUAAAAGACCGCCGGAAAGAGUGAGAUGGACUCCGCUCAAGUCACCCACUUUGCAGCCAGAACAUUCACAUCCAUCACGUUCAUACAGAAGAAGAGAAAGGCCAAGCGAUAUAGAGAAAAGGGCUGCACCGAUGACUGUGGACAGGGGACGAAGGGCGGUGAUGAACGUGAUCAGACGGCCUCGGCUCCUUAACAAAGCGUCUUUUAGUCAUUCCAAACGCAGGCGGUUGGGUUGUUUCCUGCCCUUGAGAUGUUGAUGGAUCUGACACACAAUGCUCACAGAUUCAUGUCAUUCAUCGUAAUCUCCUGACCAGACGGACCCCCCCCCCCCCCACCCCCCCCCCCCCAAUCAUGUGACACACCAGCAUACUGCUGCACGCUGCCCCCCUGCCCCGUGCGUCUGUCGUAGAGAUGAGAGUAGUCACCAAUUAUUCCAAGCAUUUGUCUUAACCGGCAUAGAGCGUUUUUUUGUUGUGUUUGCUGUGUACGACAACACUAGAAAAACAAAGUCAGCGUCGUAUACUUCACUGUGACACUCUUGAUGAAAGUCUCCCACGUGGCACUCCCAACAGGGAUGGACCACAAGUUGUGAGACUCGAUGGAGAGCGGGUGCUUUGUAAAUACUCUAGCAUUGGUUUCCUUAACUUCUGGGGGCAUCUUGAGUUUUGUUAAAGCAGACCGUGUGGCUGGAAACUGCAGUGCAGUACGCUAAUGCAGUGGCGAAGUGGUGCAGAGCUCUUUGAAACAUUCUUAUUAAAGAUGACGGUGGAUAAUUUGACACAAAUCUUAAAACUUAAAAGACCCGUUUUAGGGGCGUGAAUCAACUGAUAUCAAUAUUGGGAUCAGAAGCUAAAAACAUAACAAAAAAAGGCCUUCAAAUAGAAAGGUGUCAAUGUUCAAACUGUGUAAAUCCAGUCAAUUAAUCUGGCCGGGAGCCAGCAAUAUUUAUGUCUUAUUUAUGUUGUUAUUAAGCAUAAUCGAUAAAUUAUCCAGAGGCCUCGUAUUUUAAAGUAUUACGCUAAAUAUUGUGAAACUGGAUUGAGACGAAUCUGACUCUGAUCCAAAAGAGAAGCUGUAAACUGUCCCAACAUUCCUAUCUGCAUGUUUGAAGGGCUUUUUUUAAUUCAGUAUUUCCUCAGACGCUUAUAGUUACUAUUAUAAUAGCUCUCUAGAUGACCAGUCUCAGUUGUAAGAGAAUAGACGGGUACGAACAGUAGAACUUUACAUGGUGACUUGUAUGUGGACGUUUUGAAAGAGGUUGUCUGUUUUGCCUGAAUGAGGAUCGAUGCUGGAGGACGGGCCCGGUGAUUACGCUCCCUGAGGUCUGACUGAGAGCUGAAGAGGGCCCCCAGAGCUCCAAAUGAACCCCCAAAUCCUCAACCACGCACCCAGGAUAGAUCUUUCCUCUUGGCUUCUUUGUUUUCAGCUGGCUGAUGCCUUGCUGCAUAUGGUUAAAUCAAGAUGGAGAAUUACCAAAGCAAAAGAAUCCCCGUGUACGUCAGUGGGCUCGGGUACUUUGUUUGCUCCACCUUUCACGGGUGCGUGACGUUAAGAGGAAGCGGGUGUUUCAUUCGGACUCUUGACGUUGAGGACGUAGGACAAUCACUUUUGCUGACUGCUUCUUCCUCUGUCGGCCUUUGGUGGGUUUUUUUCACUCUGUAUGUUGCACUCAACAAGUCCUUAACAGUUAUACACGGAUAGUUAUGAUCACGAUGAUUAACUUGGCUCGAGUAGUAUUAUGUCUGACAACACUGAUGAGCUGUUCAAUGACGAGUAUGAUGCAGUUAACUAUAUAGCCUAAUUUAAUGUCAAAUAAAACCGGUUCAACAAA
Messenger RNA from Cyclopterus lumpus (lumpfish), 4112 nucleotides. It is a transcript of the gene slc22a17, whose product is annotated as solute carrier family 22 member 17. Gene Ontology annotation, biological process: transmembrane transport. The coding region runs from base 540 to 2285 and encodes 581 amino acids. Lineage: Eukaryota; Metazoa; Chordata; Actinopteri; Perciformes; Cyclopteridae. Gene Ontology annotation, cellular component: membrane. The transcript is spliced from 10 exons. Gene Ontology annotation, molecular function: transmembrane transporter activity. The record is from RefSeq and is a predicted model, not a curated record.